CGGCUAUGAGGAAGGAUUUGAUUCCUGAGCGGAGGUGAGCUCUAACCAUGCACACUGGUUUUAUACUCUAGUUAAUAUGAAAUAUUGCCCUCCGCGCCAAGAUGGAAGACACUAUUCUGCAAGAAGGAACGAAACUGAUUGAUCAGCUGACGGAAACAGUUGGACCAAGUGCGCGCGAGAUGGAAGAAGACGCUCUUCUGCAAGAGCGAACGAAACUGAUAGCUCAGCUAAAGGAAACAGUUGGAACCAGUGGAACUGGGAACGGAAGUCCACCCCUUAAUAUUGUCUUCAUCGGGAUUCCUGGAUGUGGAAAAUCCUCCUUCAUAAAUUCUUUCGCAGCCUCCGUUGCAGAUAAAUGCUGGCAAGAAUACGCCUACAGUGGAAGGAAAUCUGGAGCGACUCACCAAAAUACUGUCAGAUUUCAAAGUGUUGAAGCUUCCAACUAUGGAACGUCUCCUAGUCUAAGCGACUAUUCCCUGCCAACUCUGAUUGACCUGACGGGGUUUGAAAGCCAAGACGAAGAAAUCACAAAGGAGGUUCUCCGACUGAUAUUUUACGGUAAAUUAAGGAACGCAAGUAACGUAAAGUCAGUUUACAGAUUUGGAAAGACCUUCGGUGUCUGGGCACUGCGUUUGUGGUAUGGCGUUUUAUACCCAGAAAACCAUUUCAAGGUUGAUCGUGUUGUUAUAGUGACCUCGGCGAACGAGGAGGUGCCGGAUGGACUUGUCAAUAGUGUUAUGGAGGUAGUCCGGCCCACGGACGACGUCUACAAUAGAGAAAUUCCUGUCUUUGGAGUGAUGACAGGGAUCGACGUUGUCGACGAAUCUCGUACAGAAGUGUUUGAGGAGAGAACAAUUAACUUCAUGAACUCGUUGGCUCUGGUUGGCGCUGGCCAUAGAUUUCUGCAGUGUGUGAAUUACUGCGAUGAAAUUGACCCAACCAAGAAGCGAAUAAGCCAAACUUUACCGCAUAUUGACGUCCCUAUCCUAAACUUCAUGAACGUGGUAUGUGGAAGGCAGUAUGGCGUCGUCAACUCGGAGGAAAGCUAUCGUGAUGUCUUGAAAUCACGACUGAGACACCAGAUACGGUGUUGGGUUGUGAAUCUUUGCAAACGUGCCACGACAUCAUUCACUAAUUCUACAAGAGGUCCAGUGGUUCCAGCCAACCCUCUAGGUGUUGACAUGUCCACCAUUCUACUCGGUGCUUUUGUAUGCCUUUUGUUUUAUGUAUUAUUUUCUAUUGUUUUUCUGUAGUUGGUGAAAUAUUUUCCAUCGAAAACGUUUGCAACUGUUACUGCGAUAUCAGAGGCAAUAUGUGGCAACUUAACUGCAAAGUGAGUCAUCGGUUUUUAAAAUUAUCUUUGCAAACUUACAAUAUUAAAGCAUUUAUAGCAGUGAUCUUGAUUCACUAAGAUUAUUUUAACUGAAUCAUCUAUUAAAUGUAUCAAACAGAUUUAAGAUUUUUGUUAAACUUACCAUCGACUAUGAAAUUUCAAAUGAUUCCGACCAUUAGUAGGCCUAAUAGGUCGUACAUUUGUAGUUAUUGGUAUUUCUGUUAGAAUAUGUAGUAAUGUGUUUCACAGCUUAAGCACAUAGCUCAGGCGCGGGUUUAGGAUACAGGGGUUGCGGAUGGGAGGGUAAACGUGGAUGUUUUUGUAUGGGAUCUGGCAACGAAACCUUGCUUUAUACAGCCUCGAUUAGGAAUCAAGAGGACAUGGUUUUGUAAAAAAAAUGUGAAUGAGUCAAUUAAUAAACAUAUAUGUAUAUAUCACCUGAUCACAAAAUAUUGAAUUAGGUCGAUAAGUGUGGGAUUUCCUCAAUAUCAGAUGUAACUUUGAUAAAUCCUAGACUAAUAUUGUGUAUAACACUUGUUAUUGUUUAUCGCUGCUACAAUUGUGUUAUAUGUGCUAUUAUUAAGUAAUUUGCAGAAUGAUUUAUCUGAAGGAGUUCCAUUUCCUCUGCCAAGCUUUUCAUAAGUCCACGUAUUUGUUCGACAUGCUAAUCAUCUUGUUUUAGCAUGCUACCCAAACAUAUCAGAAAUAUCCUCCGCCAUUGUAAUAUUGUAAUUCUACUUGAACAUGAAAGCUUGUUGAAUUAUUACAGGGAGCAAACAUUUACUAAAAGAUAUAUUCCAUUUUAGAGAACACGCCAAACAUCCGGAAGAAUGUUUGGGGAGGACUUGGAUAGGCUUACCUGUUGUCCAAUCCAUUUGUUUUCUAAACAGUACAUGGUGUUGAAAUGAAACAUUCGGAAACCAUCUAAAAUCGUUUCUAACUGUUCGUUUGGUAUUGGGCUCGGUUGACAAAUAACUUUCUCUAACAGCACUAAGGAGAAAACGUUGAGUAAUGAUAGUCACUUUUUUCCUGACGAAUAGUUAUACCCGUACGAGUUAAGAACAAAUCCAUGAAACUUUCUUUCUCUGUUAAUACUGGUUCGCAUAGCAAGAUCUGUUUAACCACCUAAAUAAAUCGAUGAAAAGAUUUAUAUAUCAGCGUUUUAUCGUUUUUAUUGAAAAAGAACCAAACCCUAUUCAAAUUGUUCGCAAUUAGCUGCAUUAAUUUAUUUCAGUUCGUGACGAAGCAUUACAUUUACACUUAAAGUAUAAAAUUGACCCCUUUUUC
This is a messenger RNA of Mizuhopecten yessoensis (Yesso scallop), 2620 nucleotides long. RefSeq lists its product as uncharacterized. Bases 102 to 1253 code for a protein of 383 amino acids. NCBI's taxonomy places the organism in Eukaryota, Metazoa, Mollusca, Bivalvia, Pectinida, Pectinidae. The record is from RefSeq and is a predicted model, not a curated record. The transcript has 5 exons.